Messenger RNA from Arabidopsis lyrata subsp. lyrata, 1404 nucleotides. Its product is annotated as putative threonine aspartase. NCBI's taxonomy places the organism in Eukaryota, Viridiplantae, Streptophyta, Magnoliopsida, Brassicales, Brassicaceae. Bases 41 to 1264 code for a protein of 407 amino acids. Gene Ontology annotation, molecular function: threonine-type endopeptidase activity. The transcript is spliced from 10 exons. Gene Ontology annotation, biological process: protein maturation. The record is from RefSeq and is a predicted model, not a curated record.
UUUAAUUCAACAACGGUAGACGGGUUUUUGCCUGAAAACGAUGGCUUGCGACGGAGCAGAUCAAAGUCGCCGCUUUUUCGUGGCGGUUCACGUCGGUGCCGGAUAUCAUGCAGCAGCUAAUGAGAAAGCUCUGAGAUCCGUCAUGAGACGCGCUUGCCUAGCUGCGUCGACCAUUCUUCGCCAGGAUUCUGGUGAGUGCAUAGAUGCUGUUUCAGCCGCCAUUCAAGUCCUGGAGGACGACCCGAGCACAAAUGCUGGGAGAGGCUCUAAUCUGACAGAAGAUGGUCAUGUGGAAUGUGAUGCUAGUCUUAUGGAUGGCGAUUCAGGGAUGUUUGGUGGUGUUGGAGCAGUUCCAGGUGUAAGAAAUGCUAUCAAAGUUGCUGCUUUGUUGGUGAAAGAGCAGAUUAGUGGCUCAACACUGUUAGGCCGUAUACCUCCUAUGUUGUUGGUUGGUGAAGGAGCUCGACGAUGGGGUAAAUCCAAAGGUGUUCUUUUGCCUGAGACUGUCACAGAAGCUGAUCAGUGGCUGACUACACAGAGAGCAAGAAACCAGUGGAGAAAAUUCAAGACCAUGCUUUCUGAGGUAGAGGCAAAGAGUACCCUCUCUGCUGAAGAACAUCCCAGAGGAACCGAGAAUAAUGACACAUGUGAGGAAAAACCAUCACCCUGUGUAGCAGUAGAUGAGGAUAAGAUCAUGGACACUGUUGGCGUAAUUUGUGUUGACAGUCAAGGACACACUGUGUGUGGGUCCUCAAGUGGCGGUAUUGCAAUGAAGAUUAGCGGCCGUGUGGGUUUAGCGGCAACGUAUGGUUCUGGUUGCUGGGCAUCCUCUAAAGGACCAUUUGGAGCUCCAUUUCGAGUUGGCUGUUGUGUGUCUGGAGCUGGAGAGUAUCUUAUGAGAGGAUUUGCAGCGAGAGAGUGUUGUACUUCAUUGUCACUCUCACAGGCUGGUCCAGCAUCUGCUGCCAUGAAGGUUUUACGUUCUGUAAUGCAUCAAGAGAGUUCGAAAAGUGGAACCGCUGACAAAACUGCAGGAAUUCUAGUAGUUCAGGCAGAUGCUUCUGUGGCUGUCCCUGGAGUUAAGCCGGAGCUGAAUGCUGUUGAGAUAGCUGCUGGUUACUCGUCACUGUCUUUUGGCGUGGGAUACUAUGGGAACUCUAUAGAGAAGCCAAAGAUUUCGAUUCUCAGGACGAGGAGACAGAUGAGUGAGGCUGGGGUAGACCAUUUUGAAGCCCGGAUUGAUCUCCGUUCAACCUGUUGCUGAUUAAUUUGAUAUUUUGUGGCGAAAAGUUUCAGAAUCUGUAACAUGGGACACACACCAACCCUUGCAAUAUGUAUAAACACCCACCAUCUUAUUGUAAAUCAAGAAACUCAUGAUCUCAUUUUGCCUUUUGCUAUGUUAAA